This is a messenger RNA of Tinamus guttatus (white-throated tinamou), 929 nucleotides long. The record is from RefSeq and is a predicted model, not a curated record. Lineage: Eukaryota; Metazoa; Chordata; Aves; Tinamiformes; Tinamidae.
AUGGAAUUUCGGGGGAGAAAAACAAGCCAAGAGCACACCGUGCAGCAGGAAAGCGAGACACCGAGCGAGCAGCGCGGUGCCGCUGCCCGCGCCACCCCGCACCCGAAAGAGAAAUCCCGAGCCGGAUCUUGGCUCCCAGGAACCAGCAGAUCCCGCAGCCGAGGGGACAGUGCUGGCGUUGUCGUGCAGCUUUUCCUGAGUCACCGCGUCGCGUGCCCGUGCCUGCUCCGCAGAGCGGCAGAGGGGCGGCAGCAAGCGCGUGCCUGUGUGCCUCUGCAGGGCUACGUGGUACGGAUCAGCGGCGGCAACGACAAGCAGGGCUUCCCCAUGAAGCAGGGCGUCCUCACCCACGGCCGCGUCCGCCUGCUGCUCAGCAAGGGCCACUCCUGCUACCGGACCGGCGAGCGGAAGCGCAAGUCCGUGCGCGGCUGCAUCGUCGACGCCAACCUCAGCGUUCUCAACCUGGUCAUCGUGAAGAAAGGUGAAAAGGAUAUUCCUGGACUGACAGACACAACUGUGCCACGUCGUCUUGGUCCCAAAAGGGCCAGCAGGAUCCGAAAGCUCUUCAAUCUCUCUAAGGAAGAUGAUGUUCGACAGUAUGUUGUGAGGAAACCUCUGAACAAAGAGGGCAAGAAACCUAGGACCAAGGCUCCUAAGAUCCAGCGCCUAGUGACUCCUCGAGUUCUGCAGCACAAGCGCAGACGCAUCGCUCUGAAGAAGCAGCGCACCCAGAAGAACAAGGAGGAAGCAGCGGAAUAUGCCAAGCUCUUGGCCAAGAGAAUGAAGGAGGCCAAGGAAAAACGCCAGGAGCAGAUUGCCAAGAGGCGCCGGCUUUCUUCAUUGAGAGCUUCUACAUCUAAAUCUGAGUCAAGUCAGAAGUAAAGAUGCAUGUGAUGAUAAAAAUAAACCCCUUUUGUGGUUAACUUUCA